Molecule: messenger RNA, 1527 nt
Organism: Thamnophis elegans (Western terrestrial garter snake)
Lineage: Eukaryota; Metazoa; Chordata; Lepidosauria; Squamata; Natricidae
Gene: AMN
Product: amnion associated transmembrane protein
Exons: 12
Coding region: 1-1527 (508 amino acids)
Biological process (GO): receptor-mediated endocytosis; intracellular protein localization
Cellular component (GO): endocytic vesicle; apical plasma membrane
Source: RefSeq, a predicted model, not a curated record
AUGUUGGGUAAGCUCCCCAUUGGAGAACGAGUGCGUGCAGAGAAACGUAGUGAGAGUGAUGUAGAAGAACGCAUAAACCAGCAUAUGGAGACACUGAAUUUUAUUUUUCUUUCCCCCUCAGGCUCUUCAGUUGCUGUGUACAAACAGUGGAUUCCAAAUACAAAUUUUGAAAAUGCUACUAACUGGGAUCAAAACCGAAUCCCGUGUGCCAAGGAUACCGUUCUUUUUGGGAGUACUAAGAUUGUAUCAGUUUUCGUCCAGGCAUCCCACUCUUUGACAGACAUGUACCUUCCGCUGAAUGGAGAAUUCAUUAUGGCCCCCACUGCUGGGUUUGCAGCUUUCGACGGCAAUUACAGUCCAGGAUGUGAGACAGCUUCAGAAAUCACAUUUAAAAGUACAGACAAUUAUGAAUGGUAUGAUCCUACGUUAUGGCAUGCUGCAGCCUCUUUGGAAAACUUAGAUCUGGGCAAAUACAUUUUCCUUGUUGAUGAAGAACGGGUUCCGUGCCAGUACGAUGAUGUUAUUUUUCAGCCUGAAAGCUCCUUCCGAGUGAACAUCACCUCUGAGCCAACGAUACAACUGAAGAGCAUUUCAAUCAUGGGCCAGAACUUCACCAAUGACAGUACUCUGUCAGAAUACAUGCAGAGCUCUUCUGCAAAACUUCAGUUCCAUGGGCAAGGGACACUCCGGUUAUCACAUACCAGAUGUCCAGACAAAUCUGGCUGUGAAUGUGGAAACUCAGCAACCCAUGAGAGAAUCUGUACUGCCUUGCUCCAGAAGUCCAGGAAUCAAUGUCCAAUGGUUAUGUGCAAAGAUGCAAUAAAGCCUACAGGUCAUUGCUGUGAAAUAUGUGGGGUCAUCAUUACCUUAACAUACUCUACUGAUUUUGACAUUGAACUCUAUCGAGACAGAAUAUUCCAUACUUUUCUGAAUCUGCCCAGGAAUCAAGGUGUUCAGAUGGCCAUGUCCAAGAUGAAAAAAUUGCAGACUCCCUUGAGAAUUGUGCCACGUGGCUUAGACUCAAUCAUCCAGAUUGUGCUAAUUGACAAUAAAACAGGACCCUAUGCUGGCACUCAGGCUGAACAGCUGGCUAAUGACAUCCUGAAGGAUAUAGCAGACCAUGGAAAAUUCUUUGGCAUUGUGACAGUCAACCUACAAGUAGCCACUGGCAGCAGCUGGAAUGCUCAAGGAAUCAGCAGCCAUUUUGCCCCUAUGAUCACUGGGAUUGUCAUAGGAAUCCUCAUCCUGCUUUUUCUGGGAAUUAUUAUUCUUCUUCAUAAAAAUGAUGCAUUAAGAUUUCUUUCCUCUCUGAAUCUUUCCUCAUUGUGGAAACGAAAAAGGGAUCAAGAAGAUUUUGGUGGAACAAUUGUAGAAGGGUUUGAUAAUCCCAUCUUUGACACACCAUGUAAACCAAGUGUUUUAGCCAAUAGACAUUCGGUGGGGGAAACUCAAGAGGAGAUGGCAAACAGAAAUAGUAGACUUUAUUACAUUAACUCUUUAUAUAAUGAAAUAGAACUUAAUGCUUAA